This is a messenger RNA of Austrofundulus limnaeus, 8601 nucleotides long. It is a transcript of the gene atm, whose product is annotated as ATM serine/threonine kinase. Gene Ontology annotation, biological process: DNA repair. NCBI's taxonomy places the organism in Eukaryota, Metazoa, Chordata, Actinopteri, Cyprinodontiformes, Rivulidae. Gene Ontology annotation, molecular function: protein binding; protein serine/threonine kinase activity. The record is from RefSeq and is a predicted model, not a curated record.
GUUUUGCGUGCCUUGCGUGWGCGUGACCGUGGCUGUUUUAGUGCACGAGUGUCGCGAUGGGAAAGUUGUUAUGAUCAGGAUCGUGUCAUUUUAGCUAACAUCUACACCUUCACAGCUUCAGGACUACAGUUAGUCCAGUCUGAGGUGAGAAGCACAAUGAGUCUGCCUCUUCACGAUCUCCUUGUCUGCUGCCGAGGCCUGGAGAAUGACAAGGCUACAGAGAGGAAGAAAGAAGCUGAACGCUUCAGGCGGCUCAUUCGAUCCAAAGAGGUCMUACAGGAAUUGGAUCGAACCUCAGGGACCAAAGCUAAAAUCUCCAAGCAACUCACAUGGGAUGCUGUCUUCAGGUUCUUGCAGCGUUACGUCCAGAAGGAGACCGAGAUCUUGCAGUCGAGUAAAUCCAAUGUCACCGCGGCCACGCGGCAGAAGAAGAUGGCCGAAGUGUGCAGCUUGGUCAAACACUUCAUCCGCUAUGCAAACGAACGUGGGCCUCGGCUAAAAUGCAGCGAGCUGCUGAAACACGUGAUGGAGGUGCUGCAGAGCCCGUACUGCUGCGCAGCCUACGGGGAGCAUUACAGCAGCCUCCUUCUAAAGGAUGUCCUCUCUGUCCGCAAAUACUGGUGUGACAUCCCUUCACAGGAGUGGCACGGUCUUCUGGACUUGUACUGCUGCUUGUUCAGCUCUUCAUCCAGACCCAUCAACCGUGUUUUGCUGAGCAGAGUCCUCCAUGCCGUGGUGAAGGGCUGCUGCGUGCAGACKGACGGCUUCAGCGACGCUUUGUUCAGCUUCUUCUCCAAAGCUCUGCUCAGUGCCAGGCAGGAGAAGCUUUUGACUGUUCUGGAACCCCUCAUCUCCGCGCUCAACAUCUUCUCGAGAUCCGCCGCCAUGAAUUGUCGGACAAGGCUCUGUCGCCUGGGGGAGGAGCUUCUGCCAUCCUUGCUGUGCAUGUGGGCGGAUAUGAGGCAGAGCCCACCUCUUAAAGAGGAGCUUGUGGAGUUCUUCAGCCUGCAGCUCUGUGUUCAUCACCCCAAAGGAGCAAAGACGCAAGACGCAGGUGCUUACGCUGAGGACUGGAGCAGGUGGCGGAGUCUGCUGUAUAACCUGUACGAUGCUCUGGUCCAAGAGAUCAGUCACAUAGGCAGCAGGGGGAAGUACGUCACAGGAACCAGACACAAAGCUGUCARAGACAAUCUGAUUGAGCUCACGGCUGACAUCUGUCACCAGCUGUUCAGCCACACGCUGGAGGUGUCCCAGGCCUCCCUCAGGGCCACGCAGAUGGGCAGUCCCACUCAGGGAGCAGCCAGUAAGAGGCGGCGCGUYGAAAUGGGAUGGGACGUACUUCGAGACCACCUGCAGCCGCAGCAAAGUGACUUUGACGUCAUACCGUGGCUGCAGAUCAGCACAGUGCUCGUCUCCAAGUACCCGUCCAUGGUUCCUGGUCGGGAGCUGGUCUCGCUGCUGUCGGUGCUGCAUCAGCUGCUUGCAGAGCAGCGCAGAGGAGAGAGGGGGCUGUACGUGCUGCGCUGCCUCAAGGAGGUGGCCCGCUGCCAGGCCCGCUGCCCGCAGACAACGCAGGACCACGGGGCCGAGCUGGGCCGCCUCUGGGUCCGGACGUGGGCCCUUGCAGUGCGACGGGUCAGCUCUCCGCAGACCGAGUCCCUCAGCCUGGACCUGCUGGCCUCCAUUGUUCACGGUGGACUGAUCGAUGUGGACAGAGAGUUCUGGAAGCUCUUCUGUGCAUCUACAUGCAAACCCUCUCAGAGCGCUGCUCUCUGUCUAGCCCAGGCGAUGCUGAAGUGUCCAGUCCCAAAGCGGCUGUCGUCAGGCUCAGGUUGGGAGCAGGUGGGAACCACUGAGGGGAGUGUCUCACCUAAUCUGAAGGAGACCCUCGUAGCCUGGUUACUGAUGAGCGACCAGAAUGAUGAGAUGGAGGACAGCUGCAGACCUCACCCCAUCAUCUGCAGAGAUUUUCCUCACAAUCUGAUAGCAAACAUCUUGGUCUCACUGACUCUAAAGGACACUCGAGCUGGGCUGAAGUUUCUGCUGGGUUCUGAUGGAGCAACAUGCUCUUUUUCUCAAGAACAAGCAUCAGCGGGUACCAAAGACGACCUGGAUGCGAUUGAGAGUCUGUACCAGGAGUUUAUCUUCAACUCACUGCCUUCAGAGAUCAGAGGAGCUGACGGAGAGUUGGUGAAGACGUCGUCGGCUGACAAUCAGUUCGCUGCUGUCCCGGCCCUCAGAAACAAUCUGGAGCAGCACCUGCUCUCCGUGGCUGACAGUCUGCUCAAAUGCUACUCUCCUGAUUCCCAGUCCAGCCCUGCAGAGUGUGUGGUGCGCUGCUGCAGCCACCUGACGGGGGUCCUGGCAGGUUACGUCUCCACCGGGUUCCUGAGUGAGGAGGAGGCCGGCUGCUCUCCGCUCUUCACCAAAGCCAAGGCCUUGGCCCAGGACCUGGGUGGGUUUGUGUCCAGUGUUAAAGUGAAGAUGACCGAGGAGGGCGUCAUGUCCACACUCAGAUCUGUUAUGAAGCUUUGCACACAGUCCGCCAGCAAAACAACAAAGGAUCGUGUUUGUUCCACCUCCUCUGGUUUGUUUGUAAUGACUCUUCCAGCCAGCCUCCUCGGUGAACUGGCAGAAAUCUGCAAAUUGCUGUUGAGCAGYGUCUCCAGGAGAGUCAGCACUGUGGAUGAUGACACACAUGUGGAAGACGACCAGCAAACUAGGAACGACUCGGACCUGUCUGAUGGCGAGGAGUCCUGCAGCAGCGCCAACGGGACCCACAGACAGAAGGGAGACAACCCUGACGCCUCAUGUGGGCCGGGUGCAAAGAGCCUGCUGGCGGAGGAUCACAUGACCCAGCAGGACCUGGCUCUCCUCGCCGUGUUGGAGUUCCUGUGCGAGUGCGGUUCUGCUCGGCCCGUCCGCGGUCUGCUGUUUAAGCCCCAGGAGGUGCGGCGCAGGUUGCUGCUCCUGCUGGAGCAGAUAGACUUCAGCAAAGCCCUGCACCUCAACAUGUAUCUGGUCCUGCUGAAGAAGCUUCCUGCUGAAGACACGCUGUCCCCGGAGGAAUUCGAUGCGCUGCUGCAGCCUCUGGCGGACUUGUGUUCCUUGUAUCGUCAGGACCAGGAAAUCUGUGCUGCUGUCCUGCUCAGUUUGUUACCCUUCAUAAAGAGUCUGGGGAAAAUGGUUCACCGGCAUGAAGACAUGAAACAUGCACAGGGCUCUCUUCUUCAAGUCCUGUCUGGCUUCUGCUAUCUUAUCCAGACGGGGAAAUGUGUGUCAGCUGUGCGAGCUGCUUUAGUGCAGUGUUUGGUUGCUUUGCUKGAGGCUGACCCCCGCUGUAACUGGGCGAUCCUGAGUUUCAGAGACCCAGAGGCGGACCGUCCCGUGUCUUCUGUUCUUCCGUCACACCUCGCAGAUGCCCACCACCAAGUCCGCAUGCUUGUAGCCGUAUCAGUGGAGAGGCUGUUUCUUGAGAUGGGACCGACGCAGUCCGAUAAGAGAAAGAUGCUGCCAUUGAAACUCCAGCAGGCAGCUUUUGAGAACAUUUACCUGAAGGCUCAGGAUGGGAUGAGGCUCCUGAGAAGCAGAUCUUCUGAGGAACAGCGGGACGAAGCAUUCAAUCGUAAAGCCGCGCUGCUGAAGAGUUUGUCUGUGGUGCUGAGCUGCAGCCCGGUGUGUGAAAAGCAGUGCCUGUUUGCUCUCCUACAGUCCUACAAGGAGAACAACGUAGAGGAAGAACUCAUCAAAAAGAUGUUGUUAAGUGUCUCCAACGUGUUGGGCUACAAGAGUGUAAAAACAUUUGUCAGCUCUCACCUGUAUUACCUGGUAGCCGAGUGGCUUGCUCAAAGACAAUCUGACGACCGCUACACGCUCGGCUCUUUCCCCUACAGUCUGCUGGACCAUGACACAGUCAAAGAUUUCUAUAACUCCUCCUACCAGGUUCUGAUCCCCCACCUAGUCUUCCUGGAUGACUUUGAGCAGGUGAAGUCCAUUGGCCGAAGCCUUGAGAAGGACUGGAAGCUCUUACUGGCCGACUGCUUCCCCAAGAUCAUGGUCAACAUCCUGCCGUACUUCGCUUUGCCUGGUCAGGAUUCCCAGGUUGCUCAGCAGAGGGAGAAGGCCCACAGAGUGUACGACCUCCUGAAAGACGCCAGCUGUUUGGGUAAACAGCAAAUUGACAGCCUGAUCCACAGUAACCUGGCAGACAUCGUAGUGGAGCUGCUGAUGACUCUGUAUGAAGACGGCAAAGCAGAAGGAGACCUGAAACACUUUAUUGGAGAGUUGGAUCCUGCACCUAAUCCACCACACUUCAGCUCACAUGUCAUUAAAGCUACACUUGACUACCUCAGCAAGUGUCACAGUGCCAACCACAAGUCACUGGUAGCCAUUCUGUCAAAAACCCCGAUUUCCAUCCAGAAGAUUCUGCUGGCUGUGUGUGAAAAGGUGGCGGAGACGAUCAACGGCUACGAACGUCACCGCGUCCUCCUCAUGUACCACCUGUUCGUCAGCCUGCUGCUCAGGGAGGUGAAGGACGGUCUGGGAGGAGCCUGGGCCUUCGUCCUCAGAGACAUCAUCUACACCCUCAUUCACCACGUUAACAGCAGAUCGCUUCAUUGUGACGAGGUUUCUAACCGGAGCCUCUCUCUGUGCUGCGACCUGCUCACCUCKGUGUGUCAGGUGGCGCUGCAGUUUUGCGACGAUGCUCUUGACUGCCACCUGCAGGUCAUUGUGGGAACUCUGACCUUUCAGGUGACCAAUCAGUCAUCUGUCUCACAACAGGUGCUGAAUCUACUGCAGUUUCUUAUAAUUGAGAAUCAACAAAAGUUAAAAGGAGCCAUCAGCAGGUUGGAGCCUUUUCCUGAURUUCCUGAAUUCAGAGAGCUGCGCUCGGUGCAGCACAGACUCAAAUACAGCAGCGGCAGCUUCAAGCUGAGACAGGAGAUAACUCACUUCCUGUCAGCGUCACCCUGUGACUCCUUACCACUGACCAGACUUGAAGGGUUAAAGGAGCUGACGAGACAGCUGCAUCACAACAAAGGACAGAUCCAGGAGCUGCUCAGAGAAUGUCAUGCUAACCCUACUGACAGUGUGCUGGUGAAGCUGGUCCUGAGUCUGCUGCAGCUCUGCAAACUAGCCACCAAUCACCCCGGAGGAGACAGUAUUUUAGAGGCGGCAGGCAGCUGUCUGGGAGAACUUGGCCCAGUGGACUUCUCCACCAUCGCCCUCCUCCACGGCAGAGACCUCCUCUAUGAAAAGGCGGCGUCUCUCUUGGCCUGYGCGGAGUCGCAGCGUAUUUACAUAAUCCUGAACUGCAUGAACGACGCGCUCACACAGCAGAGGGUUGAGGUGAGGCGGGCAGCAGCUCAGUGCGUGAAGAACAUCCUGGCCACUCAGUCUGGAGCCGACUUCUGGAGCCAGCACAAAGACAACAGAGACCCCUUGCUGGUUUAUCUGAAUCUCUUCAGAACAGCCAAGAACAAGGUGGCUGCAGUGAGUGCUGAGGAGAGCUCAGAGGCCAGGAGGAAGCUGGACAGCCAGGAGUUUUGGAUUCCCCAGUCAGGCGGGCACCACGCCUGGCUGAAGGCUCUGUGCACAGCCCUGCUGGACAGUGGUGGGGUCAGGAGCGAGGGGCUGCUGCUGUCACGACCUCUGUGUCUGGUGAUGGUGGACUGUUGCCAGAGGCUGCUGCCCCUCAUCAUUCACUCCAUCCUGCUGGAGGACCCCAGCGGUUCCUGGAGGGAGCUGCUCUCUGCCCACAUCCGGGACUUUUUCAGCUUUUGUUCCAGAAACGCUCAGGCCGCCAGUCGAUCCGCCACGCCACUCAAUUCCGACUCUGAGUCCAACACUGCCAGCCAAGGUCUGUACGACAAGACGUCUCUGCGCACCAUGCUAACUGUUAUUGACUAUCUGAGACACCACCGGAGACCACUGGAAGCUGACGGUGACUSUUGCGGCACCGUGUGUGACUCAAACUUCUGGCUGGACCUGAACUACCUGGAGGUGGCCCGGGCUGCUCAGUCCUGCCUGGCCCACUUCACCGCUCUGCUCUACACAGAGAUCUAYGUCGACAAGAUCAAAGCCAACAUGGAGGAAAACUGCAGAACUAAGACCAGAGCAACACGCAAGAUCAAUUUUGAGGAGAACAGCCAGAACUUUUCCAUCUCCAGUCUGACUGAGAAGAGUAUGGAAGACACAAACAUCAGUCUGCAGGAGCUGCUGAUCGAGGUGUAUCGCAGCAUCGGGGAGCCCGACAGUCUGUACGGCUGUGGAGGAGAGACCAUGACCACUUCGCUGACGAGGAUUCGAACGUACGAACACGAGGCUCUGUGGGGAAAAGCCCUGACCUCCUACGACCUCAAUUCUGCUCUGCCCGAGGUCACGCGCCUGGUUGGAAUUGUGGAGGGUCUGCAGAACUUCGGUCUGAGCAGCAUCCUCGCCACCUACCUGCGGGGUUUGGAGAGGGAGGGGGUGGAGUGGGGGGCUGAGCUGAGAGAGCUGCGCUUCCAGGCAGCCUGGAGGAACACCGAGUGGGACUGCGAGCUGUUAGAGAGGAGUGAGAAAUCCACCCCUGGAUUCCACGAAUCGAUAUUUUGCACCCUUCAGGCGCUGAGGGACAAAGACUUUUUUAUAUUUGAUCAAACUCUGGAGCAAGCCAGGGUUGCUGAAGUGGAGGAGCUCUGCAGAGGCAGUCUAGAGGCUGUGUCCUCUCUGUAUCCGGCCCUCAGGGACCUGCAGAGCAUCAGGGAGCUGGAGAGUGUCAAACAGCUCUUCUCCGGACCUUUUUCAGAUGUGGCUCUGAGGGAAGUUUGCAGCCAGUGGCGGCAGCACUCCCAGCUGCUUGUGGACAGCGAUUUCACUGUGGUGGAGCCCAUUCUCACUUUGCGUUCCGUGACCCAACACGCCCUGCUGUCCAGGUUACAAACCCCAGAGAGCAUCCAGGACGUCCGCCUGGUGCUCACCGAGCACCUCAUGGAGYUGUGCCGUCUGGCUCGCAAGGCUGGCAGCACUCAGCUUGCAGAGCGCGCGGUUUAUCAGAUGAAGCAGCUCGGCGGUGGAGGGACCUGCCCGGUGAUGUCAUGGCAGCUGGAGGAGGCCCAGGUGUUCUGGGCAAAGGGAGAACAGGGUCUGGCUCUGGGUCUGCUGAGACAGAUGAUACACAGACUGGAAGAAAAGGUGGACUUUAAUCCUGCUCUGACACCGCUCUACACCGAGUGCCUCAGGCUGUGUGGAAACUGGCUGGCUGAGACCUGCCUGGAAAGUCCUGGAGUUAUCCUGGAACAGUACCUGGAACGGGCGGUGGAGGUGAUUGAGGGGGAAUCGGGGGCCCGGGACCCCAGACUGCAGAGCCAGCGGACUGAGGCCUUCCUGUCUCUGGCUCGCUUCUCUGACGCUCAGUACCAGAGCAUCGACAAGUACAUGAAGUCCUCCGAGUUUGAGAACAAGCAGGCGUUGCUGGAGAAGGCCAAAGAGGAGGUGGACCUGAUUAAGGAGCGUAAAGUGACCAACAGAUACACAAUUAAGGUGCAGCGGGAGCUGGAGCUGGAUGAGAAGGCCCUGUCAAACCUGCGGACGGACAGGCAGCGCUUCCUCUGCAAGGCGGUGGAGAACUACAUCCAGUGUUUGGAGCAGGGCGAGGAGCACAACACCUGGGUGUUCCGGCUGGCUUCGCUCUGGCUGGAAAACGCAGACAUCAAAGUGGUGAACGACACAAUGAAGAAGGGAGCGAAGCAGAUCCCUUCUUACAAGUUCCUGCCGCUCAUGUAUCAGCUGGCCGCUCGCAUGGGAACCAAGAUGGGUUCCACCGAGUUCCACGACGUCAUAAAUGAUCUGAUUUGUAGAGUGUGUUUGGAUCAUCCUCACCACACACUCUUCAUCAUUUUUGCCCUGGUGAACGCCAACAAAGACGAGGCAUUUUGCAGAACACGGGUGUCUAAAAAUUCUCCACGACAGGCGUCACAGUUUGACCUGGAGCGCUCGAAUGUGGCCCGCAAGCUCAUCCGCGCAGUCAGUAAAAAACGAGGCAGGAUGGUCCGGGACAUCGAGCGCCUGUGUGACGCCUACAUCUGUCUGGCUUACAUGGACGCCAGCCGCCACAAGACUGAGAAGAAGGCCAUUCCCAUCCCUGCUGAUCAGCCCAUCAUGCAAAUCAAGGAGCUCAGUGAGGUUACUAUCCCCACCAUGGAGAUAAAGGUGGACCCAUCUGGCUGCUACGACAGCCUGGUGACUGUUAGAUCCUUCCAGCCUCACUAUCGCCUUGUGGGAGGAGUCAACCUGCCUAAGAUCAUUGACUGUGUCGGCUCUGACGGAACAAGCUGGAGGCAGCUGGUCAAAGGUCAGGACGACCUGCGGCAGGACGCGGUGAUGCAGCAGGUCUUCAGCAUGUGCUCCAUGCUGCUGCAGCGAAACACCGACACUCGGAAGAGGAAGCUCAACAUCAGAAGAUACAAAGUGGUGCCGUUCUCUCAGCGCAGUGGGGUGUUGGAGUGGUGCUCUGGCACGGUGCCCAUCGGGGAGUUCCUGGUGGAUCCAAACAAAGGAGCCCACAAACGUUUUCGACCUCAGGACUGGAMCAACAUGGCCUGCCGCAAGAAAAUGAUG